AUGCCAUUUCAAUCAAGAGGAGCGGAUGACUUUGGGGACCGAGCAUGCAGACGAGAUCUAGACUUUGUUUCGUUCCUUUUUGGGCUGGCUGCUACAGGGAGAAUCCCGGAUUGUGCCCCUACAUCGAUGCUACAUCAUCGCCGCUUGAGCCGUGGCCCAGUUCAGUAUCUCUCUCCAAGGGCCACAUGGACUAAAGCCAUCCAAAAAGACAAAAAGGAAGACGCUGCUGAGGCUGUUCCAGUAAUGCCAUACGGAAUCGUAUCGUUUCGUCUCGGAGCUGGGUGGUUCAACGUCGCCCCGAACGGAACCCCCCGAGUCGGACCACGCCCUUCACAGCAGAACCCCCGAUAUCAAAACAGUGUCCUUGACCUCCUCUUUGCCCCGGUACCGAGCAGCCCCGGAGGAUGCAACCUCGUCCUUCGCCAGGGAGCCCGAACAAAAUUCGAGGCCAGCCCCAACAUCAAUAUCUUCAGGUCGGACGAUGGCAUCCAUGGCCAGGCCGCGGUGAGCGCCCGUUAUUCAGCUUGCAUUUCAGUAGUGGAUGAAGGAAGUCCGUUUACUUGCGUGUUGGCUAGUAGCCGGCUUACUGAACAUGCCAACGGCGUAGUCAUUCUGGCCGUAGCUGUUUGUACAAUCGUCAGUUGGCGCCUGGGCAGGCAAGGUAUCUCAGGCGUCGGCAAGGUUUUCUCCCUGGACGUAGACGUGCUCGAGGAUGCCGCGGUCGCCUCGGCCCCUCGUCUUGUUGUCUUCGCCCUGCGCCCGGCGAGCCGCGUUUCUCCUGCCGUCAUGAACAAGUCCCAACUAUGUGACCUCGAGACCAAGAGCCCCCGUUUCGUCUACAUCUCAACCCCAGCAAGUGGCUCUGCAUCGUCGAUGCCCUCCUUAGCACUGGGUCUAGCUGAGUCUAGACCCGAGGGUUCGGCCCCAAUCGCUGUCCCUCGCGUUGCAAGAGACCAAGCCGUUGCUCCCGGCAUGAUACAAGACCAGUGGAAACCCCGCGACAUAUCUACAUGCGAUGGCCUUUUCAGAGUCUCAAUGUGA
Colletotrichum higginsianum IMI 349063 is the source of this 1041-nucleotide messenger RNA. RefSeq lists its product as uncharacterized. The coding region runs from base 1 to 1041 and encodes 346 amino acids. NCBI's taxonomy places the organism in Eukaryota, Fungi, Ascomycota, Sordariomycetes, Glomerellales, Glomerellaceae. The transcript is spliced from 4 exons. The record is from RefSeq and is a predicted model, not a curated record.